AUGCAUGAUAUUGAUGCUGAAGAAGAAGCCCUUCAAAUAGAAAAAGCAAAGCUGAAAAGGAAAAGGGAACAGCUAGAGGUUGAGGCCAAGUUGGCUGUUGCUACAGCUAGAUUGUCUGUGUUUGAAAAUGUGUGUGGUGGUGAGGAUGUGGAGGAUAAUGGAGAGGAUGCCAUGAAUGCCUAUCUUCAUGCUCAUUUGAAAUCACAAACAUCAAGUUGUUUGAACACCGCUCCUGUCUUGCAACUUCCUAAAACUGUCUCUUUCCAACAGGACCAUUCUCUGCCAUUGGCUGUACGGCCUAAAGGAAGGCUGCACAUUUCACAAGCCCAGUCUUUAUUAAGGUCUGAUAAUCCUUUUCCUUCAGUGUCCUAUGCACCAUCUUCUCACAGGUCUGAAGUGCAGGGGAAUGUCCUUGGAACCAGACCUACUAAUGUUGCACCAGCCGGACCUCAGCCGUCGAUCUCACAUAGGAGUCGGCCUACCCACAUGCAUGAGUCGGAUGUACAGGGAAAUGGAUCCAGAUUUACCAAGGCUUUGACCACAGGAUUUUCGCCACUGACCACACAAGGGAGUAUACGUAUGCAAUCACAGUCGCAUCAUCAUUGCUCUCUUGAUAAUGUUCAACAUCCUACUCUGUAUGACCUUAUGCAACAGCAAACUAACAUCACUGCUCAGCUGGUUCAGAAUCAAGCCUUAGCCUCUCUUCCGCCACGAACUAUCCCAGAGUUUGAUGGUGAUCCACUUAAAUAUGCUGCUUUUAUUAGAGCUUUCGAGCAAGCUAUUGAAAGGAAAACUACAAAUAAACAAGAAUGUCUUUAUUACCUUGAGCAAUAUACCAGAGGGCAGCCAAGAGAACUGGUUCGGAGUUGCUAUAACAUGGCUCUUGGGCAGGGCUAUGAGAGAGCAAAGAAUCUAUUAAAAGAACAUUUUGGAAACGAAACGAAAAUUGCUGUAGCUUAUAUGGAGAAGGCUAUGACGUGGUCUACAAUGAGGGUUGAUGACAUUGAUGCUCUGCAGUCUUUUUCAAUCUUUUUAAGGGAUUGUUGUAAUGUCAUGGAAGAUUUGCAGCAUAUGGAGGAGUUGAAUGUGCCAUCCAAUCUUCGCCUGAUAAUGAUGAAGUUGCCAUAUAAACUGAGAGAAAAAUGGAGGUCUGUCGCCUGGGAGCUACAGGAGCGCCGUGGUUACAGAGCUAUGUUCCCAGACUUUGUGGUCUUCAUUGAGCGUCAGAUAAAGAUUCUGUCUGAUCCUCUCUUUGGUGACCUACAGGGUAUGCCACCAGACCUUUCCUCUAACCCCAAGAGUAGACACACUGGAAGAGGCCAAGCUACUGUUGCUGCCAUCAAUACUGCCUCAGGAUCACCCACAUCAGCAGCUUGGUACCAACAGCGCAGAGGGCCAGUUUCACAAAGGAAUGUCGAAGGGUCAUGCUGUGUGUGUAAGAGUCAGCAUUCAGUGGAGAAGUGUUCACAGCUCGAUGAGAUGACGCACAGGGAGAAAUUGGAGGCUUUGAAAGUAGGCAGAGUGUGUUUCAGCUGUCUGAGGAGAGGUCAUAUGAGCAGGGAAUGUGACAAGCCUUUGACAUGUGAUAUAUGUAAACACAAACAUCCAACUGUCCUACACAUUGAAUCUAAAACACAGGAAGUGUCAGUCAAUAAUGCAUCUGUGUCAUUGGAGACAUGUGGCCAUACUGGGGCCGGAAGUGAUGAAUGUGUUCUCGCUAUUGUGCCUGUACAGGUGAAGGCCAAGUCCGGGAGCACAAUAAUGAACACCUAUGCCUUUCUAGACCCGGGGAGUUCAGCUUCUUUCUGUACUCAACAUCUCAUGAGAAAACUGAACCUUUCAGGAGUCAAGACUAGCAUUCUUCUUUGUACUCUUGGCCAAGAGAGGUCUGUAGACACAAUCUUGCUUAGUGGUCUGGAGGUUUCUGGCUUGAAUGGAGAAAACUUCCUGGACUUACCUGAAGUCUACACUCAGAGGACCAUGCCUGUGAGUAGAAAUAACAUUCUUACUCAACAGGACCUAGAGGGAUGGAAAUACCUCGAAGGCAUUACAGUUCCCAGUUUUGAGGCAGAGGUGGAAUUGCUGAUAGGCACCAAUGCACCGAAGCUCAUGGAACCACGGGAAAUAAUAAAUAGCCAAGGUGAAGGACCAUAUGCUGUCAGGACUCUACUGGGGUGGGUUGUGAAUGGUUCGCUGAGAGGUGGUGAGCCGCGUAAAGGCAAGAUGGGCCGUCCUGCUGUCACUGCCAAUAGGAUCUCAGUCCCAAAGCUAAAAGAGCAAAUUUAUGAACUUGAGAGUGUCAGGGAAGAAACAGAAGAUUCUGUGGCAUCUCUACAGGCUCAGCUGGAGAAGAUGGAAAGUGCUGAUACUGUUGAAGCUGAACCGCCGUUUGAGAAUCUGGGAAAGGACACACGCAUGAUCUCGCUGGAGGAGGAACUUCAACAGCUUAAAGAAGAGAUGAAGCGAGUAAAGGCCCAGAGCAACGAACUGCAAGGUAAAAACUAUGCCACAGUGGAAGCUCUAUCUGCUACUGUGAGGCUGAGUGAAGAAAGAUUGAGCCAGGCCAAGGCCGCACAGGGUGAAGUUGAGCAGCAGCUGAGCUCUUUCCAGACAGACACCAGAAAAGCUUUCCAGAUGCUGUUCCCUCACCUCAACAUAGAAAUGCAUCAGACAAACUGGCUGGAAGCAUUCACACAUGAAGAACAGAAGAACCUUAAAGAAAAUCAGCAGAGUCCAGCAGAACAGCAGCACAUAAUGUCCAGCUCAGAUGUGACGGAUCUGCUGCAGAAACUCAUCCUAUCGGAAGAGAGACAGAGGUUACUUCAGGCCGAGUGUGAGCAGUACAGAUCAACUCUUAGUGAAAUGGAGAGCACGCUGAAAGUACUGCAGAGUAGUGUGGAGGAUGGCGAGCUCACGUGGAAGUCAAAGGUUUUAGAUGUCGAGAGGCAAAAACAGACGGCUCUGGAACUGGUGAAGGUCCUGGAGGAGACGAUAAAUGUGGAAAGACAGGACACCAAUCAGCUAAAGGGCCAGGUGAUGCCUUUGGAAGCCCAGCUGGAGAAACAACUGGAAUCCAUAACCAUCAGUCAGACGUAUGCAGAAGAAAUGUCUCAGCUGAAGGCAUCGUUGUCAGAAACUCAGGACCAGCUGGUAUCAGCAAAAACAGAGCCUCAGUGGGCAGAACUUUCAUUGGUCAAGCAGGAGCUACAGGAAGUGAGUAGAGUGGAGAACGAGAAGAGCGCACAGUCCACUCAGGUGCAGAAAUGCGAUAGGGAUCUCGAGGCUCAGUCAGAAAGGCUGAAACCUGCUGGAGAAGGGCAAACUGAAGAGGGAGAGAAAACUGGGUUGUUGAAUCAUAUAAUGGAGCUAGAGGGUCUUCUAGAAUCAAAUAAUGCUGCAGAAGUGGAUGAGACCAAAAAGAAGCUUUUCUGUUGGAGACAUUGUGGUCAUAAUGGAUCCUGUCGCUCAACAAGGGUCCUGGCAGAUGGAAAAAAAAAAUUACACCGACGUACCCUGACAAGAAAGGCUUCGUCCGCUCAGUGCUGCUGA
Rhinichthys klamathensis goyatoka is the source of this 3549-nucleotide messenger RNA. RefSeq lists its product as uncharacterized. The coding region runs from base 1 to 3549 and encodes 1182 amino acids. Gene Ontology annotation, molecular function: zinc ion binding; nucleic acid binding. The record is from RefSeq and is a predicted model, not a curated record. NCBI's taxonomy places the organism in Eukaryota, Metazoa, Chordata, Actinopteri, Cypriniformes, Leuciscidae. The transcript has a single exon.